Messenger RNA from Dermatophagoides pteronyssinus (European house dust mite), 1659 nucleotides. It is a transcript of the gene noi, whose product is annotated as splicing factor 3a subunit 3 noi. Gene Ontology annotation, cellular component: spliceosomal complex; nucleus. The record is from RefSeq and is a predicted model, not a curated record. NCBI's taxonomy places the organism in Eukaryota, Metazoa, Arthropoda, Arachnida, Sarcoptiformes, Pyroglyphidae. Gene Ontology annotation, molecular function: RNA binding; zinc ion binding. Gene Ontology annotation, biological process: mRNA splicing, via spliceosome.
UGUUGUAAAAAAUGAAAAAUCGGCAUUUCGUUGAUAUAACAACAAAUUUUAAAUUCAUUUUAUAAAAUUAAUAUUUACAAAUCUGAUAAUAAUGGAAAGUUAUCUUGAAGAUCAUCGACUUUUGCAUGAAGAACGUGAACGAAUAGAAAAUUCAAUGGUUCGCGAAUUGAUUGUCAAAAAAACUACACAUCGUGAAAAUAUUAAUUCGGAUCAUCGUGUCAAGUAUUUACUUGAUAAAUAUAUCGAUGUUACCAAACGUAUUAUUACGAUGUAUGAUGAUAAAACUGGUCAAAUUAAAUCAGAAAUUGCUGCUAUGCAAACAAAUGAGUUUAAUGAAUUUUAUUCACGUUUGAAAAACAUUAAAGAUUUUUAUCGUAAUCAUCAGAACGAAAUAGCUAUACCGAUCGGUACUGAAUAUGAAAAAUUUGUUCAAGAACGUGAUACCGAUAUUAAUUUGGUCAAUUUUACCGACGAAGAAGGAUAUGGGAAAUUUUUAGAUUUGAAUGAAAGUUUCAAUCAAUACAUCAAUUUAAAAGGAAUCGUUGGAACAAAUUUUUCAAAGAUUGAUUAUUUGACUUAUCUAAAUAUGUUUGAUCGAUUUUACGAUAUUCCCAAGGAAAAGAAAUUUCAUUCUGGAUAUGAAAAAUAUCUUGAAUCAUUAAGUGAAUAUUUAGAAAACUAUAUUACUCGGGUCAAACCUUUACUUCCACUCAAAGACAUUGUUGAAAAUUUAAAGGAAGAUUUCGAACGUAUGUGGGCAAACCAUCAGGUUCCCGGUUGGCCAAAAGAAACAAGCGGAGUAUUGUCAAAUACUGGAGCACCAUUGGAUUUGCAAGCAUUCAAUUCUUGUGAAGAAUUAGCUUCGUUAGGUUUGGAUCGUCUUAAAUCUGCUUUGAUUGCAUUGAAUCUUAAAUGUGGUGGAACAUUAGAAGAACGAGCACAAAGAUUAUGGCAAAUUCGAGAUAAAUCACCGGAUGAAAUUGAUCCGAAAUUAUUUGCCAAACGUAAAGGUUUCUCUAUGGAUCCUGACAAACAAAAAGCGAUUGCUUUUAUGGAAAUUCUUAUCUAUAAAUAUAUAGAUAUUCUAGAUGAACAGCGACAAUCAACAAAAGAAAAUGUACAACGAAAACAAGCUCGUACUGCAGGAGAACGUGAAGAAUCGGAUGAAGAAGUUGAAGAAAGUGAACCAGAAGAAGAAGAAGAAACUGAUGUCAUUUAUAAUCCUAAAAAUUUACCACUAGGUUGGGAUGGUAAACCUAUACCAUAUUGGCUUUAUAAACUUCAUGGUUUGAACAUCUCUUAUACCUGUGAGAUUUGUGGAAAUGCCAUUUAUAAAGGACCAAAAGCUUUUCAAAAACAUUUUGCCGAAUGGCGUCAUGCACACGGUAUGCGAUGUUUAGGCAUACCAAAUACGGCACAUUUUGCAAAUGUAACCAAAAUCGAGGAUGCAUUAGCAUUGUGGGAAAAAUUAAAAAAUGAAAAACAUAAGGAAAAAUUUCAACCGGCAAACGAAGAAGAAUAUGAAGAUAGCCAAGGAAAUGUAGUCAAUAAAAAGACUUAUGAAGAUCUCAAACGACAAGGAUUACUUUGAAAUUAUAUAAUAUACUUUUAUUUAAGAAUUUUUUUUUCCAAGAUAACAACAUUUUUAAUCAUUUUUUU